Prorocentrum cordatum is the source of this 1080-nucleotide messenger RNA. The record is from the annotation of a GenBank genome assembly. NCBI's taxonomy places the organism in Eukaryota, Dinophyceae, Prorocentrales, Prorocentraceae.
AUGGCGCGCGCCGUGCGGCGGGGGCUGGCCCUCUGUGCCUCCCUCGCGGCCGGCGGCCUCGCCCUCGCGGUGGACGGCCAGGCCCGGAUCCAGGCCUCGUCGCGGCGGGAGCUGGCUGUGCCGGGGAAGCGGAGCGCGCUGCUGACGGUCUGCUUCGUCUCCAAGGCCUCGCCGGGCCGCCACACGGUCGAUCAGCUGACGAACGGCUGCAUCCUCAACGUCGCCUCAUUCAAGCUGGCGGCGCCGGAGUCGGACGUAAUCCUGAUCGCCCCCGCGGAGGAGAAUGCGGCUGACAAGAUCAAGACCAUGUCCGAGAAGGACAGCUCCAUCAAGAUCUCGUAUGUCGGCACGGGCCCGUGGGAGGUCGGCGGGCAGAGCAUUCCCUUCAAGAACGCCGAGGGGAAGUUCUACGGCAACGGGCUGAAGCUGCUGUGGUACACCCAGACGCUGAAGAAAUUCCAGGGGCACUACGACUACAUCUUCAUCGCCGACGGUGCCGACCUCUACUUCCAGCGGAACCCCUUCGAGCUCGCCGUGGAGUAUCCGUCAGCGGACCUGGUGUUCUUCGGCGACCGCGGCGACAGCCCGUCCAGGGGGAAGCAGUUCUUCGACCGGAUGAUGCCCCGCUGCGAGAGCUCCAAGCGCAAUGAGCCCAGCUUGAUGGAUGCCGUCGACAAGGCGUUCAUGCGCAAGGUGGACGGCAGGCCCUACAGCGUCUAUGCCAACAGCGGACUGAUCCUCGGUAAGGCAGACGCGAUGCUGAGCCUCACCAGCCAGGUUGCCGAGAUCGCGGCCGAGUGCCGUUUCUGGAUUUCCGACCAGAGCUUCGUCAACCUAGUCCGCUAUUACAUGAUGAAGGAGCGUGGCGAGGACAAGGUCUUGAUGUUCCCAGACAUGGAGAAGACCGCCUCCCUGGGCCACUACAGCUGGUACUUCUGGACCGAGGACGGCUGGCUUGCCAACAAGGACACGAAGGAGAAAUUGUAUGUGGUCCAUCAGUACGACCGCGCUCCGCAGGCUAAGAUGCUGACGGAGCUGGUCUGGAACAAGACGGCCGAGUGGAUCCGCAAGCACGAGUGA